ACAAACUGCCACACGAGUUCCCUCAAGAGCAGAUGUACGAAGGGCGUUUCUCCAAGCGUUUCUCCAAUGCACACGCGCGUGUAUGUGCGGCGUAUUACCUGAGGGGUUGUCAGAGGGUUCGCAUAAUACGGACACGGUGUCACAUCUCAGGGUGGGGGCCCUGCCACCUAUAGUACUUCCCUUCCAACGUUUUCCUGUUUUACUGCCAUCCUCUACAGUAUGUUCAAGAAUUUAUGCCCACCUUUGCCUACCGCUCCCCUCGCGACAUUUAAAUUUUAAAUCCCGCUCCAUAUUAAUUUCCACGGAUCCAACGAUUAUUGUGAAACGUGAAAUCGAGUUGAACAUCGGAUUGGAGGGUAUUGGAAAAACUUGAUCGUUCAUCGAAUAUAAACGAGUGAAGUAGACUCGAUAAAAAUUCAGUUUAACAAUCCACGAAAUUUUCUUUUAUCGUCGUCGAAUCGAUAUUUUUUUUUUUGUUUUUAAAAAGUAGACAGGGAAAAAUGCUAAAUCUAUCGAUAAAUAAACCGAUGCACGAGAUUAUCGUUUCGUGUAUCAUAAAAGAACUCCAGUUGAGGGUACUAUAGAUAACUUUCUGGGCAGCUGCUGCGACCGUUGGGACGCGUGCCCCGAUCGUAACAGCUGCUCCAACACAAAUGCGUAUCGAUCACAAACACGCUCUUUAUCUUUCACUGUUCGUGCUUCACACUGUUAACUCGUACAGCGUUGGCGAAUGUCGCGUUAACGGCCGAAAAGUCAUCUCAAAGGGGUGGAAAAGUCGAUGGAAGAAUUUCGUAAUUUAAAAAAAGAGAGAAACGUAAAUUGGACGAGAUAGAGAUUUUUAAAAAAUUGAAAAACUAAAGAUUCGAGAGAAAAAUGAGUUCGAAAUAGAAAUAAUAAUUGUAGGAAUCGGGGUCAGGAAAAGUAUCUGCGUGUAUUUUUCUUUUUUCUCAACUUCAAUCAAUAAUACCGUGUUUCCAUCGAUGUUUUAAUAAAUGUAGAAAGUGGGUCGAUAAACACGAUUGGGGAUAUUUUCUAUCUUUCUAUCCACGUUAAGCGAUAAAUCGAAUCGCCUAUUCUCCUCGUAGAAUCGCGAUCAAUCUCCAAGAAAGUGUAGCACGUUUUCUGCUCCAAUGAUCGAUCAACGACAGGAGAAUAUUAUUCCGGAAGAUCGAGAAAGUGAACUUUUCUCUUUUCUUGCCACGGAUUCACGCGUGCAAAUAUUUUAUUUUUCUUUCCACUUUUUUUUCUACGAAUUUUUGUCACAUUUUGUUUGUCCUCCAACGAUAACCGUUUAAAACGAGCGCUCGGGAAGAGGAUGUUAGGAUCGGUCGGUCGUAUUGGAAAACGAAAGGGGGGUUACACACGUGCGUAUUCAAGCGACACGCGUUCAAACGUGCGUCAUUUAUCUUUCUCUUUCUCUGUCCUCUGAGUCAUCCAAUCUUAUCGUUUCAUUGUCUCCUAAUUUAUCGCCCAAAUUUUUUUUUUAAAUAUUCGAAAAGGAAAUUGAAAAAUUUAAUAUCGAUCGAUUCGAUAUUAUCCUCUUGCGUCGAUAGAUACAGAACCUCUUCUCUCGAGAUAAUUCAACCUUACUCUUUACCAGUUGCUCUGACUGUUCGAAAAGAAAAGGUCGGGUGCCGAGCCCGUGAAUAAUAAAGGUUAGCUUGGCCGAGGAUUCCAGCAUGAGUUAAACUCUCUCACGAGUUUAACUCUAAACUGUAACACGAAAGGAAGGUGCAUUGAGUGAAAAUUAACACAAAAUUGAUCGUUGGAUAUUCACAAUAUACACACACAUAUAUAUAUGCAAUACCAAGAUAUCGAUGAUGAAUUCCAUAAGAAGAGAAUAUGCACGCUGGUUGCAUUUCUUUCUCGCAAGCGUGACAUCGUUUUAUGACCAUGGAAAGUGGUAUGAAGAAGGCAUAAAACAACGCGAAGGUUCAUCUAUCCAUCGUUCUCCUCUGUUGUCCCUUUCACUGCGAAACCGAUCGCGUGGGAGGCCUGUUCAGAUUCUCGUAGUAAUUUCAACCCGAACUAGUCUUCGUUCAGUCUUUGCCGGUGUGUCUUUCGCUGCAAACCUUUCCGUUUCUCGUCAAAUUAGCCGCGAGACAUUCGAUUGGAUCGAUUGGAAAUUUCUUCUGCAUCUAUCGAGGAUCAGGAUUCGUCGUUAUCGAGAGGAUUGGAAGAAGAACAAUUGAUCGAUUACGGUUACAAUUCUCGAUCUCGAUCAAACCGUUAAUUACGAAUAUUCUCGAUUAACAAACUUGAUUUAUCGAUCAAGUUGGAAAGAAGUCAAUCGAUUCGUCGGCACACGAAGUUCGCUCGAAAUAAAAUAAAAUAUUUAAUUCUCGGGAAACAGAUGGCAAAACGAACGUGGAAACUGGAUCGAUGAUUUCUCAAGAGAUUGAAAAUCGAGCGCGGCUCCGUCCACGAAAGAAAUCACGGUGAAAACACGGUUGUAUGAGAAAAGGCGCGCGUGCAACGAGAUAAUUGCAUCGCAGUCAACUUAGUUAUUGCAUAAUAUUCGUGCAGGCGAAGGAGAAGGAAGGAGAAGAGGAGGAAGGAAAAAGAAGAAGAACGAAGCGCCAGCUUCUUAUUUACCGUUCCACGUUUCACGUUUAUUGGAUACGAGCGCGCUCGCGCGCCUCUUCCUUCUCCUCUGAAUUUUUGUCCCCCUCCCCCUCCGUGUCUCCCAUUGUUGGAAACGAAUUGCACAAGCGUAGCCGCAAGAAAGAAGCGACGAAGAAACCCACGAGGGGCGAAGAUUUCAAUUAAAUCCAAGCGGUUAGCAUAAUUGGUUGCUCGCCGCUUCUGCCGUUACGGAAAUCAUCGGCCAUUUCUCCUUCUGGAUGGAACAAUUCGCCAAUUUGCAUUUCAAUAAUUCCGCGUUGCGGUCGUCGGAUAGCCACGAUCUCUGCUAACGGAAUUGAAAUUAGCCUCUUGGUCUUCUCGAAAAUCCGUGUCGUCUCUUCUUUUCUCACUCGUUUUCAUUUGAAAGAAAGCUCGAAUCAAAGUUAAUAUUUCUAUCCUCCGUUGGCGAAUAUAAUCGUAAUAUCGAUCAUGAUACACGAGAGGGACGUGGAAAUUUUCGUAAGUGAAAUCGAGAAUUUCCCCUUAUUGACCUAGACUAAAGAUUCGUCGUGAAGAAGAAGAAAGAGCGAUGGAAAACGUGUACGUGAUAAAAGUGAGAACGAAACCAGCCCUGUCCUCCCUCUACCCAUCGGAGCGGCGUUACUCGGCGUCGACCGUGGGAGGUCUGUCCUUGGUCCAUUUCGGUCUGGGCGCUCUCUCCCUUCUUCUGGGCAGCCUGGCCCUAUCUCUUCAAGGCCCAAUCUUAUCGGUCGCCUGUUUAGUCCCGUUCGUGACCGGACUGUUCGCGUGGAGAAGAUGGUACAUAGACAGGAACAUCGCAAUCUUUUUCUACGCGAGUCUCUUCUCCUUGACGGCGGCCGUCCUCUGCCUCAUCGCCACGAUACUCGACAUCGCCGCCGCCGCCGACAGCAGGGAUCCUUUGUGGUCCCUGGAGAAAAUUUUCGACCGAGAAAAUCAUUCUUCUCGCUUCGAGCAAUCGUUAUCUUCGACCAAUGCCACUCUGUCUUUCGACGAUCUCGAGACCACCUCGUUGGACGGAGAGGACGGUGAGAAAACGUUCCGUCACCCGACGAAAAUCAACUCGUACUCGCCCACGCCUGGAAUCAUACUCGACAACAUGUCCAACAUAUCCGGAUACAUCUUGAGAAGCUCGACGAUCGAUCCUGCGUCGGACGGGUUCACGGAUCCGAGCACGACUCUGGAUAACGGAAAUUUGUGGAAAAAUGUCACCGAGGAGUCCUUGGAGGCGAUGAACGACAAUGGAGCGACUGUGUCGUUGUUGUACACGGAUUAUCGCAAAUCUUCCCACGCUAAAAUUUUAUUAACCGUGAACGUGCUCGUCGCCUCCCUUCUCGAGGCGUUCUGGUCCGCCCUCAGCGCUAGAAUAGCCCUUCGAGGGAUGAUGAAUCGUUUGCCGGAAUCGAGCUACGCGAACGGAAACGGAAAAUUGGAUGAGAAUGCGGGAAAACGGAAGGCGCCAAGACCGGAUAUUCUGGACCACGACCGUGGAUUGUCCGAAAGCUUGCAAAAUUUGACGGCGCGGCACAACCUGAGGAAUUCGGGGCCGAGAUUGCCGUUGCCGGAAUCGAGCAACGAAUUCAGAGAAAGAGUGGAAAGAUUUCUGGCGAAUCAGGCUGCGCAUCACGUGGCCGAAGGGUCUUGCUCUUGAAAACGUUUGGAAAUUACUCUUAAGAUCGCGAUUCAUCGUGGUGAUCGUCUAUAUGCAAAUAUACCAAUCUUUUGUUUAAUAUGUACAUGUUUAUACACGUUUAGAUCACACGACGCAUCGUUCGAUAGCAGCAAUAAUAAUAAAGUUCCACUCGAACGAAAUUACUUACUAAUUUCCUUCAUUGACGGUUUCGUUAAUUAGCUCGACUCGAUGGCAACCGAUUGUUAAACGCCCGUAAACGAUCGUACGACAAUUGGACGGCUGAAAAACGGCCGAGCGAGUUAUAUAGAACGGCUUUAAAACCGUUUUAUAACUUUUAUAACGAGCCUCCCUCCGCACCGAAAGAUCGUAUCGUAUCCGAACACUCGGGCCUAGAAAACACUUUAAUUGCGAUUUAUUAACUUCGGUCGCCACGUUCCUUUUUACCUCUGUUAAUUAAAUGAUUCAGCUUGCGAGCGGCAUCGUACCAAGUCCUCGGCCAAUCUUCCUCUUAGAUGCGAUCUCGAAGCGUGUAUAUAUAUAAAAAAAAAAAAAAAGACACGCGAGAGAUUGUAUUGUUCUCGUAUAAAUACACGCUUAUAAUCGUAAUCGAUCCAGAUACGAAUUCCUUUCCUUCUAGGAUACAUUUUUAAUACGAUAGGUCGAAAAAUAUAAUUUACACGGUCCGGUAUUGUUCAUUCAUCGUGAACUUGAAAUAAAAGCACGCGUUAAAUAUAUCGAUAAAUAUGCUGCAA
Apis mellifera (honey bee) is the source of this 4989-nucleotide messenger RNA. RefSeq lists its product as uncharacterized. The transcript has a single exon. NCBI's taxonomy places the organism in Eukaryota, Metazoa, Arthropoda, Insecta, Hymenoptera, Apidae. The coding region runs from base 3155 to 4255 and encodes 366 amino acids. The record is from RefSeq and is a predicted model, not a curated record.